This is a messenger RNA of Caenorhabditis briggsae, 561 nucleotides long. The transcript is spliced from 3 exons. The record is from RefSeq and is a predicted model, not a curated record. Lineage: Eukaryota; Metazoa; Nematoda; Chromadorea; Rhabditida; Rhabditidae. Bases 1 to 561 code for a protein of 186 amino acids.
AUGGUUAUUCUCCGAAUUUCGUUUUGGAUUGCUACCGUAUCAGCAAAUCAAACUAUCUACGACGCAAUGAACAAUGCGCGAAGAUCAUAUGCCGACUUACAAGGUCUCAGUAUGUGGAAACUAAAGGUUCGCCCAUAUCUCGAAGAAAAAGCUAGAACGUUCUUCUGUGGAUUUGGGACUCAACCGAAUUUUCGAGUAUAUUAUCAAUAUCAUACACGAGAAAAUCUCACAAACUUUCUUCACUACUGGGGGAAUCAAAACAGCACACAUCCCGAAGAUGACCGUGAAGAGUUUAUCAAAAUGUUUCGAGAUCAGAAAUAUUGGUUCACUGAGGUUUUGAAUCCGGUCCAGUACUUUGUUGGGUGCGGCAUAAAUAUUUGUGAAGGUUUCGAGCGGUUCAUGGAUAAAAUCGUUUGUUUAUUUGGGCCAGAGACCAAAUUAAAUUUCGACUCGCCAGUCAGUGAGACGAAUAUUCCCGAAGAAUCUCGUUGUAAACCUUUUGGAAGAUUUGAGAAUCGACUUUGUGUCAAAUACCGUUGGGCUUAUAAGAUGUUGAAAUAA